This is a messenger RNA of Suillus discolor, 381 nucleotides long. RefSeq lists its product as uncharacterized. The transcript has a single exon. The record is from RefSeq and is a predicted model, not a curated record. Lineage: Eukaryota; Fungi; Basidiomycota; Agaricomycetes; Boletales; Suillaceae. The annotation marks the transcript as partial.
GAAAUAUUGUGUGUUGUCAACAUUCAACAUGACUGCGCAUCGUCUGGAGCAAACUGUGGCAUCCGGAAUGUGCAAGAGCGGCAGGAGCACAUCAUCACAAUGAGACUCCAGCAGCUCGUUUAUCAUGCACCUACUAACACCUACUUCCUCAAUACCCACGCGCUUCACAAUUACCAACACAUCUCAGCUCUACUUCCACCGGAUAUACGCGCCCAGAUCAGCAUGCCAUGUAUAUCGGAUCACCAGGCUGUACGUCUCCAUGCUGCAGCACUCGUGCGCCAAAAGAAGGCAUCGGACAGUGCUAAUCCCAUCGACCCAGAGAAAGCGAGGGAGAAUGACCCACCCCUGGCCUUUGAUCAUAGCGCAAGCAAAGCCACGUGA